ACGGAACGUUUAACGUAAUGACGUCUGUCACGUUUUGGCGGCAUUCGCCAAGUGACAGAUGUCAAUACAAUACAAUACUUAGAUUUCACAAGUCGAGUUUUUCCCUCGCCACAAUUUACUUACCUAUUUGUUGUUAUUAGAACUAAGAUGUAGUAAUUGCCUAUGGUGUGUUACAUAACCAGCUACGUGAACUAUAAUUGUCCGUACUCACUCUAAUAUAACUCUUUAUACAAAUGGGCGUUUUAUUUCAAUGGACAAACCCAUGCCCAUAAUGGUGACCCAAGUAAAACACGUACAAGAGUGCCCUACGGACUGUAUCCAAGUGUGCCUUCGUCUCUGUGCCUAAUGCUUAUGUGCCCGUUUUGUGCGUUUGAAACGUGCUCCAACUACCGGACAACGCUUGGCGCCGCGGCCGGUACCUACCUACCGUGGUUCGCCGGUGCCUGGCCUGCGCCGCCGCAUCGCAUGGGGGCCUGUCGCCGCAUGCGCUGAGCACCAGUUGCAUGUAAUUUGCAUGCCACAAAGCAAAAGGGAAGUACAUCUACACUAAUAUUUUAACCUCAAACAAAGGAGCGGUACUAAUGAUCUACCUAACCAAACCCACUUACUACCUAACAGUCAAGUGCAAGUGAACUAAACUAAAGUGCUCUUAAACUAUUUUACAAACUGAAUAACUGGGUGCCAUCUGUUUAGCUUGUUUUUAGCUUGUUGUGUACAUAGUAUAAUUUAAGGUAUUUUGGUUAGAAUUCACUGCCGUUUAGAAUUAAUUUUAAGGUAUUUUGUUUUAAAGGUGCACUGCCUACUAACAUGUUACUUAUAGUUUUAUUCGAAUGUUAGUUUUAAGGGUGUAUGAUGCUAGUUACUAAGUUUUUUUAAUUUAAUAACAAAUGCUUGAUUAAUCAGCCUGCCACUGUUUUUGAAACUUGUUUAGUUAAGCCAACUAAGUUAUAUAGCUUGUUUUAACUUACAUUAUUGUUCUUUUGUUUUGGUUUUGGUUUGUGCACUGUAUUGAUUUCUUUUAUUUUUCACAAUGUCUGAGGAAUUGCACGACCAAAUCAAAGAACUUCAAAAACAAUUAGGGAACUUGCAGACUCAGCCACCGGCAGUUAAUGGUAUAGCUGUAAAGUUGCCCACAUUCUGGCAGGACAAACCGGUGAUAUGGUUUGCACAGGCUGAGGCACAGUUUGAAAUAGCGGGGAUAAAACAAGACUCAACCAAAUAUGGGUACGUCCUCUCAAUGCUUGAUGAAAGGAAGGCUGAGGAGGUUGAAGAUAUCCUGGCUAACCCUCCUGAGAAUAAUAAAUAUGAAACAUUAAAGGCAGAACUAAUCGCACGUUUUUCUGCCUCAAAAGAGCAAAGAGUGAGAAAGCUUUUAGGGGAGGUGCAACUUGGGGACCGCAAACCAUCCGCAUUCCUGCGGCACCUAAAGUCUCUUGCAGGUUCAACCUGCAAGGAUGACGGCAUCAUAAGGGAGUUGUGGAUGCGGAGGUUGCCUCAAGAGGUGCAGAGAAUCCUCAUCGCUCAGCUUGACUUGCCUCUGGACAAGGUGGCUGAGAUUGCUGAUGCCAUCGUCGAGGCGCCUUCAUCUACCCUUUUGCCCUCCACAGUGAGCGCAGCAGCAGUGCCAUCGGAGAUGGAGAUGCUUAAGCAGCAAAUGGACAUUCUCAUGAAGAAGAUGGACGAGCUAUCUAGAGAACAUAGGUCAGGAUCUCGUUCUCGGUCUCAAGCUCAACGCCAACGGUCAUCUUCUCGCUCUGGUACCCGAGCAUGCUGGUACCAUAAAAAGUUUGGUACUAAAGCAACCAAGUGCACUAGUCCCUGUGCGUGGAUACCAGAGCGGGGAAACGAGCCGGGCAAUCAGUAG
This is a messenger RNA of Maniola jurtina (meadow brown), 1864 nucleotides long. RefSeq lists its product as uncharacterized. Lineage: Eukaryota; Metazoa; Arthropoda; Insecta; Lepidoptera; Nymphalidae. The coding region runs from base 1031 to 1864 and encodes 277 amino acids. The record is from RefSeq and is a predicted model, not a curated record. The transcript has a single exon.